Messenger RNA from Tribolium castaneum (red flour beetle), 1264 nucleotides. RefSeq names its product Isoprenylcysteine carboxyl methyltransferase (gene ste14). Gene Ontology annotation, biological process: C-terminal protein methylation. Gene Ontology annotation, molecular function: protein C-terminal S-isoprenylcysteine carboxyl O-methyltransferase activity. Gene Ontology annotation, cellular component: endoplasmic reticulum; membrane. The coding region runs from base 138 to 983 and encodes 281 amino acids. The record is from RefSeq and is a predicted model, not a curated record. NCBI's taxonomy places the organism in Eukaryota, Metazoa, Arthropoda, Insecta, Coleoptera, Tenebrionidae. The transcript has 4 exons.
UUUUGAUAUUUUGACGUUUAUGGUAGUGUUAUCUAAUUCCAAAAUGUGAACAGGUAUUCCCGUGUGAUCAUUUCCCCAAAUAAUGCAGAGUGUUUUUUAUUGUGAUAAGGGAUAACCCAGCUGUUAAAACCAAAAAAAUGUUAAGUCCCGCAGGAAAAAUCUCGUUGCAAAGUUUCACCGGAUCGUCGCUCGUAUUUUUCGUAAUCUGCAUGUUUAAUCAUUAUUACGGCAUCACAAAUCUGGUGGUCAACACCUUGAUUGUGUUUUUCUACGCCGUCAAUGUUUACUUUUUCCUGAAAUUCUUCUAUAACGAGUUUGCUUUCGCGAUCGCAAUACGUGCCGCUUUUUUGGGCCUGGUUCUGGUUUUGGGACUGUAUAUUAAGCUAGUCGCGCCCCCGAACAUCCAGAUUUUUGGGGGCUAUAUGUCCGUCAUGGCGUUGUUUCACUACAGCGAGUUUUUGGCCAUUGCGAUUGUGCAACCCAAGCAGGUUUCAACGGAUUCGUUUGUGAUAAAUCAUAGCCCGCAAUACACAAUCGCUGCAGUGAGCUCGUGGGUGGAGUUUUUCAUUGAAACUUACUUUUUCCCUGGACUUAAAGAAAUUCACUGGCUUUCAAACAUUGGUUUAUGCGUUUGCAUUCUUGGCGAAGUUUUACGUAAAACGGCGAUUCUCACAGCUGGUUCGAAUUUUAAUCACUUGGUCCAAUGCGAAAAAUCAAGCGAUCACGUUUUGGUCACCCAUGGGGUGUAUGCCUGGUUUAGACACCCGAGCUACGUUGGGUGGUUUUACUGGUCAAUAGGGACGCAAAUAAUCCUAAUAAAUCCACUUUGCAUUCCAGCUUAUACUCUUGCAAGUUGGAUGUUUUUUAAAGAGCGAAUUUAUAUUGAAGAAAGCAUGUUGUUGAGCUUCUUUGGUCAACAGUACUGUGAUUAUCAGCAACAAGUAGGGACUGGUAUUCCCUUUAUUGAGGGAUAUAAAAUAUAGGAAGCUGAAAUGACUUAUCAUUUUUAUCUACUGUAAACGCAGCACAGCUUCCUUGAUAAACGAAGGAAGCUAGUAACUGACCUCUAACGUGGCAAAAUGAGUUACUUUCUUCAUUUAUCUAGAAAGCUGUGAAACACAGUAUUAUGGAAGUGUCUAGGCCCCAAGCGACUAGCGACUAAAUGUUUUAAGUUGGUGCCAGAAUCCUGAAGCAUUCUAAUCUUUUUAUAUGACUUAUUUUUGUUGUUACUACUAAUUCUACAAUAAAGAUAUAUUUUACGUCA